This is a messenger RNA of Varanus komodoensis (Komodo dragon), 781 nucleotides long. Its product is annotated as H-2 class I histocompatibility antigen, Q9 alpha chain-like. The record is from RefSeq and is a predicted model, not a curated record. The annotation marks the transcript as partial. Gene Ontology annotation, cellular component: external side of plasma membrane. Gene Ontology annotation, biological process: immune response. NCBI's taxonomy places the organism in Eukaryota, Metazoa, Chordata, Lepidosauria, Squamata, Varanidae. The transcript has 3 exons.
GCUUUGGAGUGAAAUCCGAGAAAGCGGAGAAAAGCGCUGGACACCCGGCGAAGAUGCGGCGCCUGUGGCCGCUCGCUCUUUUCCUGUGGGCGGCGGCCCUCAGCGCGGCCCUCUGCUCCGGCGCCUCCUCCCACUCCCUGCGCUAUUUCUACACGGCGGUCUCGGAGCCCGGCCAGGGGCUGCCCCAGUUCAUCGCAGUGGGGUACGUGGACGACCAGCCCAUCACCCACUAUGACAGCAACACCAGGAAGGACCUGCCUCGAGUCCCCUGGAUGGGGAAGGUGGACGCGGAUGACCCCCAGUACUGGCAGUGGAACACCCAGGCUGCACGGAACUCUGAGCAGGUGUUCCGAGAGAACCUGGUGAUUGCGCAGAAGUACUACAACCAGAGCGGGGGGCUCCACACCCUGCAGUUGAUGUACGGCUGUGAGCUGAGGAGCGAUGGGAGCAAAGGAGGGUAUGAGCAGUUCGGCUACGACGGAUGGGACUACAUCAGCUUCGACAAGGAGACCCGCACCUGGACGGCGGCCGAUGCCACAGCCCAGAUCACCAAGCGGAAGUGGGAGGCCGAACCCGCCAUGGCUCAGAGAUCCAAGGCCUACCUGGAGGAGACCUGCAUUGAGUGGCUGCGGAGAUACCUGGGCUAUGGCAAGGAGACCCUGCAGCAGAGGAGAGGUGUGUGGGGAGGACGGAGGUGUCUUGGGGGGCAGUCCUUCUGCCUCCCCUGGUUCCUCAUUGGACAGAAGAGCAGGAAGUGGGCAGGAGCGUACCACUUCAGCCU